Aspergillus glaucus CBS 516.65 is the source of this 719-nucleotide messenger RNA. RefSeq names its product class II fructose-bisphosphate aldolase. Gene Ontology annotation, biological process: carbohydrate metabolic process. Gene Ontology annotation, molecular function: zinc ion binding; aldehyde-lyase activity. The transcript has a single exon. The record is from RefSeq and is a predicted model, not a curated record. Bases 94 to 678 code for a protein of 194 amino acids. NCBI's taxonomy places the organism in Eukaryota, Fungi, Ascomycota, Eurotiomycetes, Eurotiales, Aspergillaceae.
CUCUUAAAUAGGUUGACCAGCCACUCAAGCCACAAUGAUUACGACAUUGUCUUUUUCUACGCUUCCAUCUAGUGAUUUCCUUCAAUCCCCAGAAUGUCCUGGGAAGACGCGAACCGCCAUAAAUGCAUUCUACGUGACGCCAAAGCCGGCCGGUAUGGCGUCAUUGCUGCCAUCGCCUACAACAUUGAACAGGUCCUGGGUCUCGUCCGGGCCGCCGAAACCGCUCACUCCCCCCUCAUUAUCCAAUUCUUCCCCUGGGCAAUUGAAGUCACUGAUGGCUUGCUGGUGCGGACGGCCGCGGACACCGCUCAACGCGCAAGUGUGCCCAUCAGUACCCACCUCGACCAUGCACAGUUGGAAACUAUCAUCAAACAGGCAGCUGAUCUGCCCUUUGAUAGUAUCAUGGUUGACAUGUCGCACUUCGAGAAGGAAGUCAACUUAAAGAAGACCCGCAAGCUGGUGCAAUAUUGCAACGAGCGCCAGAAAGUGACCGAAGCAGAGCUGGGGCGUAUUGAAGGAGGCGAGGAUGGAGUCAUGGACACUGCGGGGCUGAAGGCGUGUAUGACAACUGUGGAGGAGGUGGACGAGUUUGUUGAUACGGGUGUUGAUUCGAACACGCCAAAAGAUUUUCUGCUAAUACACCAAUACUCUUUGUUGGGAGAUACAGCUAGUACAUAGCAUAUUACUCGGGGUACUCCAAAGUACAAGAGUUCUUUGUA